Molecule: messenger RNA, 1092 nt
Organism: Procambarus clarkii (red swamp crayfish)
Lineage: Eukaryota; Metazoa; Arthropoda; Malacostraca; Decapoda; Cambaridae
Source: RefSeq, a predicted model, not a curated record
UUCUUCUCCAUCCUCUUCGUUGCCUCCAUCUUCAUCACCUUCACAGUCUUCUUUUUCGGCGUUAUCUCAGUCGUCAGCAUCACAGGCAUCUUCAUCUCGUGCUCUCGGGUGAUGCUGUGUUACGACGGGUCGUUGAGGGACUUCUGGGACGACCUGGCUCGAAUUAUAUUUUCUUCGUAUUUUGUCCUUAAAAUUCGUGUUUCUACAGUCACACCUCGCUCCACCGCCGUCAACGCCUCGCUCCACCGCCGUCAACGCCUCGCUCCACCGCCGUCAACGCCUCGCUCCACCGCCGUCAACGCCUCGCUCCACCGCCGUCAACGCCUCGCUCCACCGCGUCAACGCCUCACUCCACCGCCGUCAACGCCUCGCAACGCCGCCGUCAACGCCUCGCUGCGCCGCCGUCAACGCCUCGAUCGCAACGCCGCCGUCAACGCCUCGCAACGCCGCCGUCAACGCCUCGCUACGCCACCGUCGAUGCCUCGCUACGUCGCCGUCAACACCUCGCUGCGCCGCCGUCAACGCCUUGCUCCACCGCCGUCAACGCCUCGCUCCACCGCCGUCAACGCCUCGCUACGCCGCCGUCAACACCCCGCAACGUCGCCGUCAACACCUCGCUACGCCGCCGUCAAUGCCUCGCUCCACCGCCGUCAACGCCUCGCUCCACCGCCGUCAACACAUCGCUCCACCGCCAUCAAUGCCUCGCUCCACCGCCGUCAACACCUCGCUACGCCGCCGUCAAUGCCUCGCUCCACCGCCGUCAACACCUCGCUCCACCGCCGUCAACACAUCGCUCCACCGCCAUCAAUACCUCGCUCCACCGCCGUCAACACCUCGCUCCACCGCCGUCAACACCUCGCUCCACCGCCGUCAACACCUCGCUCCACCGCCGUCAACACCUCGCUCCACCGCCGUCAACACCUCGCUCCACCGCCGUCAACACCUCGCUCCACCGCCGUCAACACCUCGCUACGCCGCCGUCAACACAGGCAAAGUGGCACUCGCCCUUUGGACGUUAUAAUCCGUGAGGAAAUUCACAGAAAAUGGAAUGAUUCGAAGCACACGCUCGAGAAGACUCGACCCCGGACUUGA